Messenger RNA from Clunio marinus, 1652 nucleotides. The record is from the annotation of a GenBank genome assembly. Lineage: Eukaryota; Metazoa; Arthropoda; Insecta; Diptera; Chironomidae.
AAAAUUCAAUUCAUACCUGAGGAGACCAAAAGAUUUAAUGUUUACAAACAAAUCAUAUUUAUUUACUGACCUUCUCACAAUUUCUUUAUUAACAAUGGCCACAAAUGAAAUAGACCUGCAAAUUUAUUGUAGAUUGUGUCUUAAAAGUUCCAAUGAAGCAAUGCACCAUAUAUUUAAUGAAGGGCUGAGUAAUAAAAUAAUAAUUAUGAGCGGCCUAGAUGUGCAGAAUAAUGAUGCAUUACCAAAACAGAUUUGUAGGGAUUGUAGAUACCAACUUGAGAAAUCGUAUUACUUUCGCUCAAAAGCAAAACAAAGUGAUUCGAGAUUAAGAAAACAUAUACGACUAAUUAAUCAAAAAAAGCCAUCAAAUGUUUUGGACAAUCAUUACUCUGAUGACGAAUCAGAAGACUUUGAAGAAAUAUAUAUGGAGUCUUAUAAAUAUUUUGAAGCUGCUAAAAACGAAAUUGAGAAUUUGAAACUUGAAUUUGAAAAAAUGAAAGAUUCAAUAAUCAAAGAAGAAAUUGCUAAAUUAAAUCCUCCGCCGACAACUUUAAAAUCAGAAAGCAAAUCGCCAAAUAAGAAAAUUCCUGACAAACCAGUUUUACUUAACAAGUGCACAAGAUCACUGCCAAAGUUCAUAAGCUCACCAAUAGUCAGGAGGAAAAAGAAGAUUGACUCCACAGGUGUCGAAGAAGUGGUUGUUUAUAAUGAUUAUGAAAUAAAAGAGGUAUUUGAAAUUGAAGCAAUAUCGGAAAAUACUCCAAUUGAUUUUAUUGAUGGUUCUGAAGACAUUGAAAGAAAGGAUCAACAAGAGUCACAAACUGGAUAUGAAAUAAUUGAAGUGGAAAAUCCAAUCGUAGAAGAAACGCCAGAUAAAAAGAAAAGUUUAAAAAACAGACAGAAUGUUGAUAAAAAUAAUAAACAAGAAAAUAAUGAAAAUAUUAUCGAGGAGAUAAUAAAUUCAACUGGAAUUGAUGUGACUAACGAAGAGCAAUAUUUUAAACCAAUAAAAAAUGUUGAGGAUCAAGACAUAGAUGAAAAAGGUGAGAAGAAGAUCUUCCAAUGUAAUUUUGAAAAUUGCACUGAGGCGUUUGCCAGAAGACAAGCAUGUAAAGCACAUUUCUUCAAUCAUAUGAAGUCAAAAAGUUCCUCAAUCAAUCUUGAAUGUCAGCAUUGCAAAAAGAAGUUUAAAGUUCAAUCAUCUCUUGAACGUCAUGAAAGAAUUCACACAGGUGAAAAACCUUUUAAAUGUGACUCUUGUGAGAAAACUUUCUCACAAAAGGAGCUACUAAAGCGUCAUAAAAUUACUCAUCUUUCAAUCGAUGAAGCUCCUUUUGCAUGUCAUCUUUGUGAUAAAAGAUUUCGUCAAAAAUAUCCUCUUCGUUUCCAUAUUGAAAAAACUCAUUCAGGAAUGAAUUCUCAACUCUUCACUUGCAACAUCUGUAACAAAUCUUUCGCACAUUCAUCAGGGCUUAGCCGUCAUUUCUUAAUUCAUUCUGGAAAGAACUUCACUUGUGAAUGUGGGAAAGUUUUUAAUGAUAAAUCAGCGUUUCGUAGGCAUAAACAACAUCAUUGUUCUUUACUGACCAAAGCGAAUGAAUAAACGAUUUGUUAAAAUUUUCUUUUAAUGAAUAAAUUUUGAAUUUUAUUAA